Rattus rattus (black rat) is the source of this 2499-nucleotide messenger RNA. RefSeq names its product macrophage-expressed gene 1 protein. Gene Ontology annotation, biological process: defense response to bacterium. The transcript is spliced from 2 exons. Lineage: Eukaryota; Metazoa; Chordata; Mammalia; Rodentia; Muridae. Bases 174 to 2339 code for a protein of 721 amino acids. The record is from RefSeq and is a predicted model, not a curated record.
GGUUGCUACUGACUCCUGCGUUUCCAGUAAAAAGAAACUAAUGUUGUGAUUUCCCAAGAAAGGAGUAAGGCUGAUUUUGAAGUCAGUCAAAGAGAGCCAAAAGCCAGACAGAGCCUUCAGACAGAGCCUUCUGACAGAGACAAGUCUUGCUGGUGAAUGCCCGGGGCUGGUAUAUGGCUGGAAACGCCUGCACUAUGAACAGCUUCAUGGCCAUUGCCCUCAUCUGGAUGAUGAUAGCAUGUGCUGAAGCAGACAAGCCUCUUAGAGACCCAGGUACGACUGGAUUUCAAACAUGCAAGGAUACCUUGAAGCUACCUGUCUUGGAGGUCCUGCCAGGAGGAGGCUGGGAUAAUCUGAGAAACAUAGACAUGGGACGGGUGAUAGACUUGACCUACACCAACUGUAAGACCACAGAAGAUGGACAGUACAUCAUCCCUGAUGAAGUCUAUACUAUUCCUCAGAAGGAGAGCAACCUGGAGAUGAACUCAGAAAUCCUGGAUUCCUGGGUGAAUUACCAGAGUACCACCUCAUUUUCCAUCAACACGGAACUCUCCCUUUUCUCCAAAGUCAAUGGCAAGUUUUCUACAGAGUUCCAAAGGAUGAAGACCCUUCAAGUAAAGGACCAAGCUGUAACUACUAGAGUUCAGGUAAGAAACCGGAUCUACACAGUCAAAAACAGCCCAACUUCAGAGCUCAGCUUCGGGUUUACGAAAGCACUUAUGGACAUCUGUGACCAACUAGAGAAAAACCAGACGAAGAUGGCCACCUACCUGGCAGAACUCUUGGUCCUCAACUAUGGCACACAUGUUAUCACCAGUGUGGAUGCUGGGGCUGCACUGGUUCAGGAGGAUCACAUAAGGUCCUCCUUCCUCCUGGACAACCAGAACAGCGAGAAUACUGUGACUGCCUCUGCUGGGAUUGCCUUCUUAAACAUUGUGAACUUUAAAGUUGAAACAGACUACACUUCUCAGACCACUUUGACCAAGAGCUACCUGUCUAACAGAACCAACUCCAGGGUGCAGAGCUUUGGAGGGAUUCCCUUCUAUCCAGGAAUUACCUUAGAAACCUGGCAGAAGGGCAUCACUAACCACCUAGUGGCAAUAGACCGUGCUGGCUUGCCUCUGCAUUUCUUCAUUAAGCCUGACAAACUGCCUGGUUUGCCGGGUCCCUUGGUGAAAAAGCUGUCGAAGACAGUGGAAACUGCUGUGAGACACUAUUACACAUUUAACACUCACCCUGGCUGCACGAAUGUCGACUCCCCCAACUUCAAUUUUCAAGCCAAUAUGGAAGAUGAUUCGUGUGAUGCGAAAGUAACCAACUUCACCUUUGGUGGAGUUUAUCAGGAAUGCACUGAACUGUCAGGUGAUGCUCUUUGCCAAAACCUGGAGCAGAAGAAUCUGCUUACUGGUGAUUUCUCUUGUCCCUCUGGCUACACCCCUGUCCAUCUGCUGUCUCAGACCCAUGAGGAGGGUUACAGUCGCCUGGAAUGUAAAAAGAAAUGCACCCUCAAGAUUUUCUGUAAGACAGUGUGUGAAGAUGUGUUCCGAGUGGCCAAAGCUCAAUUCAGGGCUUAUUGGUGCGUAGCCACUGGCCAAGUACCUGACAACUCAGGACUUCUCUUUGGAGGACUCUUCACUGACAAGAGCAUCAACCCAAUGACAAAUGCACAGUCAUGCCCAGCUGGCUACAUUCCACUGAACCUGUUUGAAAGCCUUAAGGUAUGUGUGUCCCUGGAUUAUGAGUUGGGGUACAAGUUUUCAGUUCCCUUUGGUGGGUUCUUCAGCUGUAUAAUGGGGAACCCCUUGGUUAAUUCUGAUACAGCCAAAGACAUAGGCGCACCAUCUCUGAAAAAAUGUCCUGGGGGCUUCAGCCAACACCUAGCUGUUAUCAGUGAUGGAUGCCAAGUGUCCUACUGUGUCAAGGCUGGAAUCUUCACAGGAGGGUCCCUGCUCCCUGUCAGGCUUCCACCUUACACCAAGCCACCCCUCAUGAGCCAAGUUGCCACCAACACUGUCAUAGUGACCAGUAGUGAGACUGCCAGAUCCUGGAUUAAGGAUCCUCAGACCAACCAGUGGAAGCUGGGAGAGCCUCUGGAGCUUCAUAGAGCCAUGACUGUCAUCCAUGGGGACGGUAAUGGAAUGUCAGGAGGGGAAGCUGCUGGAGUCACGUUGGGAGUCAUCAUAGCACUAGGAAUUGUCAUUACCUUGGCCAUCUACAGUACUCGGAAGUACAAGAAGAAGAAGGAAUACCAGGAAAUCGAGGAGCAGGAGAGUUUGGUUGGAAGCUUUGCAACAGAUGCAUCAGUCCCUAAUGGAGAACAGGAUCCAAGUCCAGCUUAAUUGUCUCCAGAGGAAACAGUUUCCAGCCGCAGCUUCAAGUACAUCUUUCUCUUUGUUUUCUCUACUUCUGCCUUCCUAAGUACUGAAGUGACCCUUGCAAUAGGAAGAAAGCAGGCAUUACAUCCCUGGAAGUAUUUGUUUAGACCUCUGCACCAGGAAA